Molecule: messenger RNA, 1096 nt
Organism: Melanotaenia boesemani (Boeseman's rainbowfish)
Lineage: Eukaryota; Metazoa; Chordata; Actinopteri; Atheriniformes; Melanotaeniidae
Gene: ppie
Product: peptidylprolyl isomerase E (cyclophilin E)
Exons: 10
Coding region: 47-955 (302 amino acids)
Biological process (GO): protein folding; protein peptidyl-prolyl isomerization
Cellular component (GO): intracellular membrane-bounded organelle
Molecular function (GO): RNA binding; peptidyl-prolyl cis-trans isomerase activity
Source: RefSeq, a predicted model, not a curated record
UUCACCAAUCAGCGACCGGAGUGAAAGUUGAAAGGUUAAAUCCAAUAUGGCGGCUAGCAAACGAGUACUGUAUGUUGGUGGCUUGGCUGAAGAAGUAGAUGAGAAGGUUUUACAUGCGGCGUUUAUUCCGUUUGGAGACGUCACAGACAUCCAAAUACCGCUGGACUAUGAAACAGAAAAGCACAGAGGAUUUGCAUUCAUUGAAUUUGAGCUGGCAGAGGAUGCAGCAGCAGCUAUUGAUAACAUGAAUGAGUCAGAACUUUUUGGGCGUACGAUUCGUGUCAACAUUGCCAAGCCGAUGAGAAUAAAAGAGGGUUCUUCUCGACCAGUGUGGACGGAUGAUGACUGGUUGAAGAAAUUCUCAGGGAAGACCCUGGAAGAAGCUGAGGCAGAGGCAGCAGCUGGAGAAACAAACAACACGACAGCACAGGAGGCUGAGCCACCUGCUAAAAAGAGCAGAGUAAAUCCUCAGGUCUACAUGGACAUCAAGAUUGGGAACAAGCCAGCAGGGAGACUACGAUUUCUACUUCGGGCUGACAUUGUUCCAAUGACAGCAGAGAACUUCCGCUGCCUGUGUACACAUGAAAAGGGAUUUGGGUUCAAGGGCAGCAGCUUCCAUCGCAUCAUCCCUCAGUUCAUGUGCCAAGGAGGUGACUUCACCAACCACAACGGCACCGGUGGCAAAUCCAUCUACGGCCGGAAGUUUGAUGAUGAGAACUUCGUCCUCAAACACACCACUCCAGGACAGCUCUCUAUGGCCAACUCUGGGUCCAACACUAAUGGCUCCCAGUUCUUCAUCACCACAGACAAAACAGACUGGCUGGAUGGCAAACAUGUGGUGUUUGGAGACCUGGUGGAGGGGAUGGAUGUGCUCCGAGCAAUGGAGGCACAGGGAACAAAAGACGGGAAGCCAAAGCAGAAAGUGAUCAUCUCAGACUGUGGAGAAUAUGUGUGAAUAGAACAGAAAAUGAGUGCUUGUUUGUUUGUGUAUGCAGGCAAGUUUUGCCUGAGAGGACUGUGUUCAUGGUCUUUUGUACUGGGAAUCUUCUGCCAUGUAAAUAUUUCAAUAAACACAUUUUAUAAAGAAAAUCAUGCC